CCAGACCAUUCUCUCCCUCUCUCUUAAAAAAAAAGAACAGACCAGACACCACCACGCAAAUCCUCUCGCACUCGCGCCAGGCCGUCGUUCCCCAUUCCCUCGCCGCCGCCGCGCCAAAUCUCCCCGGCCUCUCCGCCGCGCCGCCAUGCUCCGGCUCCGGUGCUGCCUCCUCACCCAGCUCCUCUCAUCUCCCUCCGCGUCUCCCGCCUCCCAGCUCCACCACCUCUUCUCCGCGGCCGUCUGCCCCAAUCCUGCCUUCGCCGUCGACGACUACCUCGUCUCCACCUGCGGCCUCACCCGACCACAGGCCCUCAAGGCCUCCGCCAAGCUCUCCCACCUCAAGUCCACCGCCAACCCCGACGCCGUGCUCGUCUUCCUCGCCGGCCUCGGCCUCUCCGGCGCCGACGUCGCCGGCGCCGUAGCCAAGGACCCGCAGCUCCUCUGCGCCGGCGUGGAGAGGACCCUGGCCCCCGUCGUCGCCGGGCUCACCGGCCUCGGCCUCUCGCGUUCUGAGGUCGCACGCCUCGUCUCGCUUUGCCCCGACAAAUUCCGUCGUAGAUCCAUCGUCUCCACGCUUGAGUACUGCUUGCCCCUCUUCGGCUCCUCCGAGAACCUCUUUCGAGCCCUCAAGAGUGGCUCCGUUCUCUCCUCCGACCUCGAGCGGGUGGUCAAGCCCAAUGUCACCUUCCUGCGGGAGUGCGGGCUAGGUGCUUGUGACAUUGCCAAGCUAUACGUACUUAGGCCAUCGACCCUCGGCAUCAGCACGGAACGCAUCCGGACAGCAGUGGCGUGCAUCGAAGGUCUUGGUGUACCCCGUGGAUCUCCGAUGUUCAGACAUGCACUACAAGCUGUUGCAUUCCUCAGCGAGGAGAAAAUCACCGCCAAAGUGGAGCACUUGAAGAAAGCGUUCAGGUGGUCGGAUGUCGAGGUGGGCAUUGCUUUUUCUAAGUCUCCAACGUUGCUAAUGAGGGCUAAGGAAUCACUGCAGCACAGGUCCGAGUUCCUCAUCUCUGAGGUGGGGUUGGAACCGGCAUACAUUGCUUAUCGUCCGGCAAUGCUCACUUACAGCUUGGAGGGCCGGAUCAGACCCCGGUACUAUGUCGUAAAGUUUCUCAAGGAAAAUGGAUUGCUCAAGCGUGACCCGAGCUACUAUACUGUUUUCAAGGAGUCCGACAUGACAUUCAAGAAGAAGUUCAUACACCCUCAUAAGGAAGCUGCACCGCACCUUGAAAAAGACUACGAUGCUGCUUGCAAAGGGGAAGUGCCCACUAAUUUCAGAUUCACAUAAGCCAAGAACAGGCUCUGAUGUAACUGUGUGCUGAUUGUCCGCUGCUGUAUGUCUGUUAGAUGCUGGGUUGGUGGUUGUUAGCGAGUGAUGAAGCUGAUAAUUUGAUCCCUGGAUACUGAUAUGUAAUGUUACCACUCAGCCGAGAAGAAACCAUGGAUUGGUUAUGAACUUUUUCGUCCUCAUUCAUGUUUUAAACACAUGUAUUGGAACUAAGUAAGUGUGAGAUCAGGCCAUUCUGUAAUGCACUAAAAUUUCUGUUUUCAAGUUA
Messenger RNA from Aegilops tauschii subsp. strangulata, 1556 nucleotides. Its product is annotated as transcription termination factor MTEF18, mitochondrial-like. Gene Ontology annotation, biological process: regulation of DNA-templated transcription. Gene Ontology annotation, molecular function: double-stranded DNA binding. Lineage: Eukaryota; Viridiplantae; Streptophyta; Magnoliopsida; Poales; Poaceae. The record is from RefSeq and is a predicted model, not a curated record.